Messenger RNA from Lactuca virosa, 464 nucleotides. Lineage: Eukaryota; Viridiplantae; Streptophyta; Magnoliopsida; Asterales; Asteraceae. The record is from the annotation of a GenBank genome assembly.
AAAAAAAAAGCCCGCUGCCCUCUUCAUCCCUUAUCUGCCCUCGUGACCUAAUAGAAAAAUAUGCAGCAACAAAACACGAUUCUUUCACUCCAGCUUCCCUUUUCAGAUAGAGAACAAAACACAAAUCGACGCAUUAGUCUGACCUCCUCCUUCUCCAGCCAGAGUUGCGUCAACAGUAGCCAUGAAACUGAUGCUAUUAACAAAAUUGUCCUUCUAGGUGUUCUAGACAAUGGGAAUGAUGCAGAGUGGUUUGAGGCGUUAGCUGGUGAUUGGUACUUCAUAGAAGAGAUCAUCACCCUCUUUGAAUCUUGAAGAAUGCAAUGUAUAAAGUUGUCAAUUGGGUUGUUACUCAUGUUUUUGGAAUAAAGAAAAACACUCAAAUUAGUUUGUGUAUAUGUAGAAAUUCAAUCAUUUUGUAAAUCAAUAUAAUUGUGAUAAUGAUUUUAUAUGAUUUGAUGAAUAUU